Molecule: messenger RNA, 2316 nt
Organism: Salpingoeca rosetta
Lineage: Eukaryota; Choanoflagellata; Craspedida; Salpingoecidae
Exons: 8
Coding region: 308-1687 (459 amino acids)
Biological process (GO): cell surface receptor protein tyrosine kinase signaling pathway
Cellular component (GO): cytoplasm
Source: RefSeq, a predicted model, not a curated record
UGCUCGGUCGCUGCGGAAACGGCGACGUUGAAGAGGCAACAAGCAGGUGCACACGACACCAAGCGCUGCGUGAGCCAACGAAGCAAGAAGCACACAUCCAGCAGGCACGGCAAGAAGCACAAACAGGAGGCGAGCGAGUACCGCCACCCACCACCACCCCACAUUGAGGCUUUGGUGGCCUUCGAAGCAGACCCACAGAAACUCACACACACACACACACGGACCUUGCAGACUGCAUCGCACGAGCAAAGCACACGCAUCAACACACAUUCAGGCACACGCAUUCAAAAGGCACACUGCGGUGACAAUGGCGACAACAAUGAAGAGUGGUCGGGGCAUGGUGGGCACUGAUGGCUCUGGAAAGGAGGGUGCCUCUCGAUCCUCUGCCCAGCUGUUGAUGGAGAAUGAGCAGCUGUACCGAACACUGGCGCGGGAGCGCGGUGAGCGUGUGCGCACCAGCACAUCUAGUGACGAUCACGUGCACCGACAAGUGGAGAGACUGCAGCAAGAGUGCAGAUCCCUGCGCAUUCAGCUUGACGAAGAGAAGGAAGAGAACCGCAUCCUGCAAAACGAGCGCGACCGGCUCCAGCGGGAAAAGAACGCCCUCGCCUCUGGCAGAGAUGGACAAAGCGUGGAUGCCGGGUCAGAUCAGGACUCCCAGUACUACAGCGAGGAGAUUGAGCGGUUGCGGAGCGAAUGCAAACAGACACAGCUCCGGCUGAAGGAGUGCCAGCUGAAUUUGGAGAGCUCUGAGCUCGUGCUUGAGGGCUAUCGCAAGGAAGUCCACGCCCUCACUGUCGAAAGGGAGGCACUCGAGAACCUCGUCGAAAUGCUCCGCCGCGAGCAGGGCGACCCAUCAUCAUCAUCAUCUGCGCAUGUGCGCGGGGGUGUGGAUAUGGAUACGCACCAGCGGGCACUUGAGGAGCUCAUGGCAUUGGAGAAGGAUGCUGUGCAGGCGCAGAAACAACACCAAGCGGCGCAGGAGGAGAUACGGUUCAUGGCCGAGCAGAUGACACGCGAGCAGGGCCAGCGCGCGCGCGAGAUGGAGGACAUGCACAUGCAGCUCCACGAUUCAAAGAGUGCGUACGAUGCGCUGCUGAGCCGGUACGCGUCGCUCGAGCGCGCCUAUCAGGCCCUGCAGGUGCAGCUGGAGGAGGCAUACCGCAUGCAGCGCAAUGCACAGGCACAGGCCAUCUACGCCACCACCAAUGCCACCACCAAUGCCACCACCACGGGGGCGGCGCGACGGGAGGACACGUUGCGGUCGGCAGCACCGCCAUCGGCGUCGUCGUCGGUGCCGGGCUACUCGGCUUCUCUUCGUCGCAUUCGCGUGGAUGCGCUCGAGAACUGGGGGGACGGGUACCAUGCCAUGCCCACAGGAGGCCCGAAGAAUGCGUACUACUUCCCUGUGAAUGUGCAGGAGUCGAUGUUGUCGCAGGAGCAUGCACUGCUCGGGCCAGCGUGGCUGCGCAUUGCACCGACAAGCGUCGCCCUUCUUGCACAGCAGUCCUGGGACCUCAUCAUGGAGUGCCCGCUCAGCUGCGUCAGAAAGUUUGGCAAGGAUGAAGGCGUGCUGUCGUUUGAGCUUGGGCGCCACGCCCCCACGGGCCAGGGCGUGCUGUACCUGGCCACCAUCCACAUGACAGAUAUCUUCGACGUCCUUGGCCGCCUCACAGGCUCUCGCUGAAUACCCCAAUCCACACGCAUGUGCACACACACACACGCAUGUGCACACACACACGCAUGUGCACACAUGUUCCCAUACACACCUCUCACAUGCUAGCACCCGUGCCAUCAUACACGCAUACCAUCACAUGCUUAAUCUCUGCCCGUGCUUGCUUCUAUUCUCCACUGUGCAUGUCCCUGCAUGUCCGUCCAUCCUUCUUUAUGCACGUUGUUGUUCUUGUUGCUGUGCACGCGUGCCGUUUGCUGCUGCUGUGUUUGCUUGUCAGUGUCUGUCCUAGCGGGUUCGACAGCACAUUGUUUGAAUGGCUCCCUUUGUUCAUAAUGAAUGUGAAUGUUUGACAUGUGUGUGACGUGUGACUUCUGGUUGCCGUGAUUAUGGUUGCGUGAUGUUGGAAUGACAUGCUGUCGUUCGUGUUUGCGUUUCCCUUCACCCACCUGCCUCCCCCCCCCCCCUUUCUCCCCCUAUCCUGCAAAUAUAUGGGGUUGUGCCGUAUUGCUGUGAUCUUCACGCCACACAGACAGCUUUUGUCGCUUGCGUGCGCGUCAAGCAAACUCGCAUUCCCCCUUUCCCAUGCCAUGUUGCACGUGUUUGUGCACAUGCAUCAAGCAAUGUACCACCAAGCUGAUGAA